This is a messenger RNA of Penicillium brevicompactum, 873 nucleotides long. RefSeq names its product ferric reductase-like transmembrane domain-containing protein. The record is from RefSeq and is a predicted model, not a curated record. Lineage: Eukaryota; Fungi; Ascomycota; Eurotiomycetes; Eurotiales; Aspergillaceae. The transcript has 2 exons. The coding region runs from base 1 to 873 and encodes 290 amino acids.
AUGUCAUCUCCAUGGCCAUAUCAAUUCCUUUCGCUGUCUGAAGAGGACAUAGUGAAUCGCCGGGUGCUGCUAGAUCUUCGGGGUCAGUAUGCACAAUGGUCGGUCAUCUUCGCUAUCCUCGCAGUCAAGAUUCUGAGAGCAGCCCUGACUGCAAUAAAUCAACAAAAUCAACAAAAGCGAUCUUUGAGUCGCUGGGAUCGUCCGCUUGUGGCUGGAUGGUUCGAAACCCGACGACAGUAUCUGGUCUGCGGGCUCUGGCUAUCGUGGCUCGUUGCUCUUUCAGUGUGGAGUAGUGGUGAGGACUAUCUGCAUUUGACAAAAGCAUUAGGCCAUGUCGGUUUGUCUCAACUACCGCUGCAAGUCCUGAUGUCUCCAAUGGCAUAUAUCUCGUCAAAGCCAGCAACUCCAUCCGUUCUCUCUGUCAUAACGGGCGUCUCUCAGUCAACUUUGACGCCUUAUCACCGGCUCUUCGGCCGGGUAGUCAUUUCGCCCCUUUUGCUGGCCCACGCCGUGCUUUAUCUGCUGUUCUUCGUGCAAUCGAGUCAUCCAGAGUUUGGUACCCUGCUUAUGAAGCGGGUACAAGACUUGGAUGUCCAAUGUGGCAUUGUUGCUAUCAUCUCGGUGGUUCUUCUCUUCCUCUUUGCAAGACCUCGUGGCACUGCGCAGAGCGGACUCCAGUCUUGGUUGAUACAGGGCUCACUGCAAGAGCGCAGACGCAUGUUUUAUUUUGGUCAUGUAUCACUGGUGAUAUUGCUGAGUGCCGUAGCUUAUAUUCAUGUGAAACAGGCGCAGAGGUACAUUCUGCAGGCUCUGGGCGCUUCCGUGCUCAAUGGGCUUUGUUCCUGGGUUCUUUUAAGAUAUGCCGAAGUUUAA